Molecule: messenger RNA, 2334 nt
Organism: Chrysochloris asiatica (Cape golden mole)
Lineage: Eukaryota; Metazoa; Chordata; Mammalia; Afrosoricida; Chrysochloridae
Gene: KCND1
Product: potassium voltage-gated channel, Shal-related subfamily, member 1
Exons: 6
Coding region: 388-2334 (648 amino acids)
Biological process (GO): potassium ion transmembrane transport; protein homooligomerization
Cellular component (GO): voltage-gated potassium channel complex; membrane
Molecular function (GO): protein binding; A-type (transient outward) potassium channel activity
Source: RefSeq, a predicted model, not a curated record
UUUCUUGAACCAUCUAGACAGCCCCAGACAUGGCACAUGGUAACUCCUUUUGAGUCCUUUAGUCUCUCUAGACACUUCCUCAGGCCCUUCUCAGCCCUCUGAGAUGCCUCUUUUCUGCUCCUUGCCAUGACUCUAGUCCCAUGAAUGUCCCUGAAGACAUUCUUGCAGGGUCCUCAUAAAUGUCUCCCAAGUCCCUGUCCAUCUCUCUAGUUCCUCUUCCUAGUUCCUCUUGGCCUUUCUAGACACCCUCAGUUUCCCUGUACUGGUGGCCCAGGGCCUCUCCAAACCUCCCCACCACCACCACCACCAUCCUGGAGACAGGCACAUUCUCCUAAAGGCCACGCACACCUUCACCCCCAAGCCUCCGUGGGCCUGGGGAGCUGCAGGAUGGCGGCAGGCGUGGCCACGUGGCUGCCUUUUGCCCGAGCGGCAGCUGUGGGCUGGCUACCUCUAGCCCAGCAGCCCCUGCCCCCAGCGCCCGGGGUGAAGGCCUCUCGAGGGGAUGAGGUUUUGGUGGUGAACGUGAGCGGGCGGCGCUUUGAGACCUGGAAGAACACACUGGACCGCUACCCAGACACUCUGCUGGGCAGUUCGGAGAAGGAGUUCUUCUACGAUGCCGACUCAGGCGAGUACUUCUUCGAUCGAGACCCGGAUAUGUUCCGGCACGUGCUGAAUUUCUACCGCACUGGGCGACUACACUGCCCAAGACAGGAGUGCAUACAGGCCUUUGAUGAAGAGCUGGCCUUCUAUGGCUUGGUCCCUGAGCUUGUUGGUGACUGUUGUCUUGAAGAGUAUCGGGACCGUAAGAAGGAGAAUGCUGAGCGCCUGGCGGAGGAUGAAGAGGCCGAGCAGGCUGGGGAUGGCCCAGCUCUGCCAGCGGGCAGCUCCCUGCGACAGCGGCUGUGGCGGGCCUUUGAGAAUCCUCACACGAGCACCGCAGCUCUAGUUUUCUACUACGUGACUGGCUUUUUCAUUGCUGUAUCAGUCAUUGCCAAUGUGGUGGAGACCAUCCCAUGCAGGAGCACUGCACGGCGACCCCCGAGGGAGCAACCCUGUGGCGAUCGUUUCCCACUGGCCUUUUUCUGCAUGGACACAGCUUGUGUGCUCAUAUUCACAGGCGAAUACCUCUUGCGGCUAUUUGCCGCCCCGAGUCGUUGUCGAUUCUUGCGAAGUGUCAUGAGCCUCAUCGACGUGGUGGCCAUCUUGCCCUACUACAUCGGACUUUUCAUGCCUAAGAAUGAAGAUGUCUCCGGUGCCUUUGUCACUCUGAGAGUGUUCCGGGUGUUCCGCAUCUUUAAGUUCUCCCGACACUCACAGGGCCUGCGAAUUCUGGGCUACACACUCAAGAGCUGUGCCUCUGAGCUUGGCUUUCUCCUCUUUUCCCUCACCAUGGCCAUCAUCAUCUUUGCCACGGUCAUGUUCUAUGCUGAGAAAGGCACAAGCAAGACCAACUUUACCAGCAUCCCUGCUGCCUUCUGGUAUACCAUUGUCACCAUGACCACGCUUGGUUAUGGCGAUAUGGUGCCCAGCACCAUUGCUGGCAAGAUUUUUGGAUCCAUCUGCUCACUCAGUGGCGUCUUGGUCAUUGCCCUGCCUGUGCCAGUUAUUGUGUCCAACUUUAGCCGCAUCUAUCAUCAGAACCAACGUGCUGACAAGCGCCGAGCACAGCAGAAAGUGCGCUUGGCGAGAAUCCGGUUAGCAAAGAGUGGUACCACCAAUGCCUUCCUGCAGUACAAACAGAAUGGGGGACUUGAGGACAGCGGCAGCGGGGAGGAACAGGCGCUGUGCGUCAGAAAUCGUUCUGCUUUCGAGCAGCAGCAUCACCACUUGCUACAUUGUCUAGAAAAGACAACGUGCCAUGAGUUCACAGAUGAACUGACCUUCAGUGAGACCCUGGGAGCUGUAUCACUGGGUGGCCAUACCAGCCGCAGCACUUCCAUGUCCUCCCAGCCAGUGGGGACCAGCAGUCUGCUAUCCUCUUGCUGCCCCCGCAGGGCCAAGCGCCGCGCCAUACGUCUUGCCAACUCCACUGCCUCAGUUAGUCGUGGCAGCAUGCAGGAGCUAGACACAUUGGCUGGGCUGCAGAGGAGCCCUGCCCCUCAGAGCCGCUCAAGCCUCAAUGCCAAGCCCCAUGACAGCCUUGACUUGAAAUGCGACAGCCAGGACUUCGUGGCAGCCAUUAUCAGUAUCCCUACUCCUCCUGCCAACACCCCAGAUGAGAGUCAACUUUCCUCCCCUGAUGGUAGCAGCGGCAGGGACAGCAGCACCCUCAGGAACUCCAGCCUGGCUACCCCUUGCUUCCUUCCCGAGACUGUCAAGAUCUCUUCUUUGUGA